This is a messenger RNA of Paraglomus brasilianum, 282 nucleotides long. The record is from the annotation of a GenBank genome assembly. Lineage: Eukaryota; Fungi; Glomeromycota; Glomeromycetes; Paraglomerales; Paraglomeraceae.
AUGUUCACAAACAUCAAAAACUAUUUCGCAUUCAAAGCUUACCAAUCUGAAGUAACAACAUCGACAAAAGGUCUUGACCCAUGGGAAAAAGCACUGUUUGAUUCUUUAAUUUUUGUGAGCAUAACCCUAUUGACGUAUACGACAUUUGCAACACUUCCGGACCAGAUGCUAUCUGCAAAAAUCGACGAUCUCAAUUCCUUACAUCUGGAAUCUAAACUAGAAACUGGAUUACAUGCAUGCAAAGUGAAGCGGGAAAAAGGCGCUCCCAAUCUUAGACUAUAA